AUGGAGAACGCCGACCCUUUCCUCCAAGUCCAGUUGGACGUGUUGUCCACACUGCAGACCAGCCGCCCGCUCUUCUCCUCAUACCUUCGAAUCCGCUCUUUAGCAAAGAACCCAAACAAUCCAGAGCUGAAACAGUCACGAUCAGAGCUAGAAACCACAUUAACAGAGCUAAGCGCGGACCUUGACGACCUAGUCGAGAGUGUGCGUGCCAUCGAACAAGACCCCUACCGCUUCGGACUCGAGCUCGAAGAGGUACAGCGACGGCGCAAGCUUGUUGACGAUGUGGGAGCCGAGGUAGAAAAGAUGCGCCAGGAGCUGCUGCAGGCAGUGUCUCACACUGCGGCUGCUGAAGCGGCUGCCGACCUGCCAAAUCCGACGGAAUUCGAUGCGGCUCUAGAAGAGGAAGAGCGGCAGCAGCGUGGCGGCGGGGGUGAUUACUAUGCUUCCCUGGAGCAGCAGCGUCAGGUUGAGCUCAUGCAUGAACAAGAUGAGCAGUUGGACGGAGUGUUUCGGACUGUUGGGAAUCUACGGCAACAGGCGAAUGACAUGGGACGGGAGUUAGAGGACCAGGGUGUUAUGAUGGAUGAGGUUGAUACGUUGGCUGAUCGGGUUGGUGGGAAAUUGACAAAUGGCAUGUCGCGAAUCAGGCAUAUUGUUCGUCAAAAUGAGGGUAAGAUGCUACUGCUACAAUCAGGCGAUAGACUUGGGCUGUUGCGGUAUGGGAAUCACGUAUUUGAAGCUAACACUUUUCAAAACCUAGAUACAUGGUCCUCCUUUUGCAUAGCGGCGCUGAUCUUCGCGCUUGUGCUACUAUUAAUUCUUCUUAUUGUCCUGUGA
Messenger RNA from Penicillium odoratum, 837 nucleotides. Its product is annotated as SNARE domain protein. NCBI's taxonomy places the organism in Eukaryota, Fungi, Ascomycota, Eurotiomycetes, Eurotiales, Aspergillaceae. The record is from RefSeq and is a predicted model, not a curated record. Gene Ontology annotation, biological process: Golgi to vacuole transport; vesicle fusion; intracellular protein transport. Bases 1 to 837 code for a protein of 278 amino acids. Gene Ontology annotation, molecular function: SNAP receptor activity; SNARE binding. Gene Ontology annotation, cellular component: SNARE complex; membrane; endomembrane system. The transcript is spliced from 2 exons.